This is a messenger RNA of Homalodisca vitripennis (glassy-winged sharpshooter), 5495 nucleotides long. Its product is annotated as ras GTPase-activating-like protein IQGAP1. Bases 306 to 5126 code for a protein of 1606 amino acids. The transcript has 34 exons. Gene Ontology annotation, cellular component: cytoplasm. The record is from RefSeq and is a predicted model, not a curated record. Lineage: Eukaryota; Metazoa; Arthropoda; Insecta; Hemiptera; Cicadellidae. Gene Ontology annotation, biological process: regulation of GTPase activity; regulation of actin cytoskeleton organization. Gene Ontology annotation, molecular function: calmodulin binding; actin filament binding; GTPase activator activity.
CUGCCAAAUUGAAUUGAAUUGAAACUAACCUUACUUGUUCUUGUAUUCCUGUCAGCUGUGGUAAAAUUAUAUAAGUUUAAUCGGAAUAGUCAAUAUUUUGAGAUUUAUAAGUUAGACUUUUAGAAUUGUUUUACUCCGCUACACUGUUACUUAGUUGAUGUAAUUGUAAAUCUGAAAAUUAAAAGAUAGUGAUUUCAUCUAUUCAAUUUCCUUGAAUGAUGGUUAAUCACCACCAGCUUUUUAGUUGAGAAGGAAUAAUAUAAGUUUGUCCUCCUUGAUUGAACUUGAUAAUUAACUUAAUUAAAAUGGCAUCAGGAAAUGAAGAUUCUCGACAUUCUGCGGAGGAGAUGGACAUCAUCAGGCAAAAGCAAGUGGCAUACGAGUAUCUUUGCCAUUUGGAGGAGGCAAGAAAAUGGCUUGAGAGUGUUCUACACGAAGAUCUGCCUCCUUGCACAGAAUUGGAAGAGUAUCUUCGUAACGGAGUGAUUCUGGCCAAGAUAGGGAACGUAGUGGUACCUGAUGUUAUACCCAAGAGUCACAUCUAUGACUUGGACCUUAAACGAUAUCGUGCGGCUGGUCUGCAAUUCCGACACACAGAUAACAUAAAUUUUUGGCUUAAAUCUUUAAAAGCCAUAAAAUUACCCUUGACAUUUCAUCCGGAGACAACUGAUGUCUAUGACAAGAAGAACAUGCCUCGAGUCAUCUACUGCAUCCAUGCUCUCAGCUCACAUCUGUUCAAGUUGGGGAAAACACCACAGAUCCAAGACCUGUAUGGAAAAGUCACUUUUACAGACGAGGAGAUCACAGUUAUGAGUUCUGAGCUGCAGAAGUAUGGUGUACAGUUGCCAGCAUUCCAGAAGAUCGGAGGGUUGCUUGCCACAGAUCUGCCUGGGGACACUGCAGCCCUUCAUGCAGCUGUGAUUGCAGUAAACCAUGCUCUUGAUUCUGAGGAUCAAGAGGCAUUGCUCAAAAGUCUACAGAAUAGAAAUGUCAGACUGAAUUUUGUCCUGGAGGAGUAUCUGGAGUAUUAUGCCAAAACACUGAAAACUGCCAAGGCUGCUAAAGUGGAGGCUGCUAUGAAUCGGUCACUGAACGACAGCUAUGUGGCAGAUGUCUAUGAUGAUCUUCUGACACAGGCUGAGAUACAGGGUCACAUAAAUUCAGUAAAUGUGGGCCAAAAAUGGAAUGAAGUUUUGGAUGUUGCCGCUCAACAUAACUCUGACAAAAUGGCUGCUGUAUUAGCGUCACCAUGCUUACAACUCUCUGAUGUGGAGAGAGACAAUGGGAGCUGGUAUGAGGAGAUGUUACGGAGGCUGGUAGAUAGUGGCAAGUGGAUCGAGUAUGAGGAGAGUUCUGAGUGGCGGAAGGUCAUGCAACACAUUGUCUCUGAAGGGAACACCGGCGCAGAACUGUACCAGAAAAAGUCAUCAGCUGUAAAGAUAGUCAACCAACAGCUGGCCUGCGGAAGUCUGUCGGGUCUGUUAGAAGCCCUACGUAGUCCUUGCUUGGAAAUCGACCCUGAACUGUUGACAACCUUCGCAGCUCCCCUCUACUGGGACGAGAUGGUGGCUGACCGCCUUGACUGUGGCAGAGAUCUCACGCUCACAGACAUCAAAACCAGUGUGGGAGUAUUAUCUCAAAUAGCACGUCUGACCAGUGCCAUAGACUCAGGAAACCAUGAAAAUAUUUGGACUGCUCUUAUGGAACUAUCUGCUUUGCUCAGGUUUGAGGGGCUGGAGCCUGGUCUACAGACACAGUACUGUAGUGGACUGAUGGCCUGUCGUAGCUACAAGCUGCUGGAGGAUGUCGACUGCACCAUUCUCAAUUCAGCAGACAUUCAGGAUUGCAUCAAUCUCGUAAAUGCGAAAUAUGAAGAAAACAAUCGAGUGGUGAACUGCCUGCAGAAACUGAAUACAGCAGUGAGAGAUAGGUCUCAGACAGCCCUGAUGCAAUGCCUGCAAGAUCCAGCCCUACACUUAGUGGACAAUGUAAGCAGCAAUGAUAUGCCGCUUGUACUCAACUUGUUCCAGAACCGACUCCAUGAGCAGGCAGAAGGUGUGGAGCUGUGGCUAGAAGACGUGAAGGCAGUCAUUAGAGAGAGCUUAUCUUUGAUCGAUGAAGCACAAUCAGCUUGCAGGUGGCUCAGUGAAAUCAACAAUGGUCUACAACACAAGAACCGACACAAGGUUGUGGAUGCCCUAUGUAACAUGCCAGGAUACCAGGUCCUGGAGCCAUCCCAGUGCUAUCUACAGUUGCUCUCUCUGAAGGCAAAGAAGACGGUCCAGUCAAAAUGUACCUGGGUAUCUCACACACUGGAAAGUGGGCGCAAUGUUUUCCUGAACCUCAACACUCUUCAGUAUGCUUGGAACCGACCCUAUGGAUACAACAACCAGUCCUGUCAUCUCAACUAUGCAGAAAUUGUGAAUGCUAUAAGCAGCUACGAAGAGUCAGUACUGGAGGCUCAAAGGCUCAGAGCGGUGGAGGGAAGUGUGGUAUCACUGCAGGCUCGGUGCCGUGGUUUCUUGACCCGCAAACAUCUCUCUGAUAGAAUUCAAUACUUCAGAGAUCAUGAGCAUCAAGUUCGCUUGAUUCAGAGAUGGUGGAGAGCACAAAGAGAGUUGAAGCGGAAGAAGGCUGAGAAGAUAGACAGAGGUCCGCAAACGCCAAGGCAGAGGUGGACAGAUGUGCUGGCCCACUACUACAAGGCCCAUGAAGACAAAAUCGUCAAAAUCCAAGCCUUGUGGCGGGGGCGACAGUCUCGCAAGGCAUUUGUUCAGCUAUUCAGAACCAUGACUCCAUCUUUCAAGGUUGUGCGACUCUUCCUCCACCUGCUAGACUUCAGCAUCGAGGACUAUCACAGGGAACUGCAACUUCAGACACUGAAGGAGCAGGUGGUGCAAGCGAUACGUCACAACAAACAGUUGUCUCAGCAGAUUGACAAGAUGGAUGUUACCAUAGGUCUCCUGGUCCAGAACCGGAUUUCCAUUCAGGAUGCUGUGAAACAAGGCAAGUCUAUGAAUGCAGCCACGCUCAGUCAAGGUACAGGCUUGAAGGCUCUCUCUGCAACGUCCCACCACAGAUUGGAGGCCUACCAGCAUCUCUUCUACUUUCUGCAGACACGACCGAGAUACCUGGCCAAGCUGAUUUUCUGCCUGCCAGAGAGAUGGACUCACCGGUUCCUCAGCAACGUUAUUCUUACUCUGUUCAACUUUGGGUCUCACCCCAGGGAGGAAUAUCUGAUGCUAAGGCUCUUCCAGUUCGCUCUUCAGGAGGAGAUCAGGUGUAAAUUCAGCCAGCUAAGUGACGUGAAGACCCUAGACUCGAUGGUGUUGAAGAUGGUUGUGAAUUAUGCCCGUGAACGUUCUGGUCAGAACGCACUUCAGUUUAUUUUGGGUCCACUCAUUGAAAAGAUUCUGGCUGACAAACAUAUUACGAUUGAUACAAAUCCAGUGUCAAUAUACAACCAGUGGAGAAAUCAUCAGGAGACUACUACAGGAAAAGUUUCAGAAUUGCCACCAUGUGUGACCCAGGAGCAGGCUCUUGGCUACCAGGAGGUCCAGGACAGACUGGCCACUGCCAUAAAGACCUUGGAGACAACAACACUCCAAUUCCUACAGAAGAUCACUGAGUCCAAACAGCUGUUUCCGUAUGGUCUUCUCUUCAUGGCGAAGGAACUCAGAGCUGCACUGCUCCAGAAGUUUCCUGAUGCACAUGAAAAGGAGAUAUUGAAGGUGGUUGGAAACUUCCUCUACUAUAAGUUCAUCAAUCCAUCUAUUAUUGCUCCGGAAACAUAUGAUAUAAUCUCACUUCCGGUUGGUAAAACCCUCACCACGGAGCAGCGUCACACUUUGGCCAGCAUUGCCAAAAUAUUGCAGUUUGCUGCUGCCAAAAAAGGGUUUGGGGAAGAAUCAAAACACCUGAUGGUUCUCAAUCCUUUCCUAAUCAAUUGUCAUGAGAGACUCAAGGCGUUCUUCAGAAGCUGUUGUGAGGUUGAGGACCUGGAGACGUACUUCAAUGUCUCAGAGUUCACGGAAGCUUCACUCAUCUCCAGACCGAGUAUCAUCAUAACCGCUGAGGAAGUGUGCAACAUGCAUAGGUUUGUGCAUGAUUAUGCAUCUGAGAUUGCGCCUGAUCCAAUGGACCCUCUACAUGAACUUUUGGAAGACUGUAAGGAUGUUCCAACUGUUCCUCAACUCAUGGGGCGUGAUGGGGAAGAUUUGACUGUGGUAGCAAUCAAGAAUAUGGGCAUGGCGGAACUUUGUCUAAGUCUCAAAGACAAGUUUGAAGUGCCCACAGACAAUACUGACCUCACCAAGCUCUUUAUUAAGACCAAGGAACUGACGGUGAGCGUGAUGCCGUACCUGAGUGGACACAACCUGCCUGGUGCACUCAGGGUAGAAGCCACCGCUGCUCAGGAGGAAGCAUUUUCCCAGAGACAGGCUGACAAUGUUGCAGACGCAGCCAACUGUUCCUUGCACGACAUCCUGGACACCAAAACUUGUACACUGAAGGAUUGUAAAGCAAGGUUACGAAAAUACCUGGCCAAAUUGGAGGAGGCUGGUUUGGUUAACAGAGAAGAUGGAUACCAAACCAUCCUGUCGGCUAUAGCUGAGGACAUUUCAAACAAAGGCAAAUACAGACAGAUACAGAAAGAGGAGCUACACAAAGUGAAAGUUACCAAACAGAGGUUAGAAGAGAAAACAAAAUUUUACGAAGAGCAAGUUGAAUAUUACAAUACCUACAUUAAAACUUGUCUUGAAAGUUUAAAUGCCGGAAAGAGAAGUAUCCACAAGAAGACAGAGGAUGGACGUAAGGUGAAGACGCAGUGUGUCAAGUACAGUGGAGCCAAACUGCACGACAAAGGUGUGCUAGUGUCCAUCGAGGGCCUCUCACAGCAGCAGUACAAGAACGUCAUGUUCGAGAUACGGCCGACUGAGAACAUUGGCAUCUUCUCAGUGUGCGGUAAAUUCAUGGGAGUUGAAAUGGAGACGAUUGAAAUAAAUAUUCAGAAUCUUCUGCAACUCCAGUUUGAAGGAGUAUCUGUCAUGGAUAUUUUUAAUAAAGCCAAAGUCAAUGUUAAUCUUCUUCUGUACCUGUUAAACACAAAGUUUUAUAAACACCAUUAGUUGUAGUAUUGUUAUUAUUCAAAAUAUCAUUGCAUGAUUAUUGUUUAAGCACCAUUGUUAAUGUCUAAUAGACUAAUAAGGAAAAGUAUAUUUAUGUAAAUUUGUAGCUAUCAUCAAGGAAGAGUUGUGAUGUUUUUCAUAUCUUAAGCACGUGUGUAUAGAUCAUUUAACAAUUUGUAUUUAUAUAUUAAUUUAAAAUAAUUAUUUACUGUAUCCUUUUUACCUACUAAUAAUAGUUAAGUUACUAAUUAUAACACCAUUUAAUUGUUCUGUACUAUAAAUUUUAUAUUUUAAGACCCAAUUAUACAAAAAUAUUGUAAUGUUGUUGUAUUUUAUACUAAAUAAAAAAAUAAACUGUAUAAAUUCAAA